This is a messenger RNA of Columba livia (rock pigeon), 843 nucleotides long. It is a transcript of the gene MYL2, whose product is annotated as myosin light chain 2. Gene Ontology annotation, cellular component: myofibril; cytoplasm. Gene Ontology annotation, biological process: heart development; cardiac muscle contraction; muscle cell fate specification. Gene Ontology annotation, molecular function: calcium ion binding. The transcript is spliced from 7 exons. The record is from RefSeq and is a predicted model, not a curated record. The coding region runs from base 107 to 715 and encodes 202 amino acids. Lineage: Eukaryota; Metazoa; Chordata; Aves; Columbiformes; Columbidae.
GUGACAACAACAGGCAGCUAUUCCAGAUUAGAGAGGGAGGGACAGAGAAAGGCAGAGACAACAGGGCUGGGGGUGGCUAACAUACCUAUUACAGCCAAAAGUGGGCAUGGGGUUAUUUUUAGCCCGGAGGGGGAUGUAUUUAUUGUUUCAGCCCGGGGGAAGAGAGGGACUGCCUCCAAGACGCCUCUCGCAGCAACAUCAGCAGCUGUGCAAAGCCAUGGCACCCAAGAAAGCCAAGAAGAGGAUUGAAGGUGCUAAUUCCAAUGUCUUCUCCAUGUUCGAGCAGGCCCAGAUCCAGGAAUUCAAAGAGGCAUUCACCAUCAUGGAUCAGAACCGGGACGGCUUCAUUGACAAGGCAGAUCUGAGAGACACGUUUGCCGCACUCGGGCGCCUGAAUGUGAAAAACGAGGAGAUUGACGAGAUGAUAAAGGAGGCACCCGGCCCCAUCAACUUCACCGUGUUCCUCACUAUGUUUGGGGAGAAACUCAAGGGUGCUGACCCAGAGGAGACAAUCCUGAACGCGUUCAAGGUGUUCGAUCCAGAGGGGAAAGGCCUGAAAUCUGCUUACAUCAAAGAAAUGCUGAUGACGCAGGGCGAGAGGUUUUCCCAGGAAGAGAUCGACCAGAUGUUCGCAGCCUUCCCUCCAGACAUGUCUGGCAACCUGGAUUACAAAAACCUUGUCCAUGUCAUUACUCAUGGUGAAGAGAAGGACUAGCCGACGCUGGGGCUGGCACCGCGAGAUCGCCUCUGUCUAGGUUGCAUGGGGGGGUCCCUUCGCCUCUCCCCCCAGGGAACAAGUGAAUGGCACCCACAUUAAACUGCCUUUUGGCAAGAGGAAAUCCA